This is a messenger RNA of Megachile rotundata (alfalfa leafcutting bee), 2275 nucleotides long. Its product is annotated as beta-catenin-like protein 1. The record is from RefSeq and is a predicted model, not a curated record. Gene Ontology annotation, cellular component: spliceosomal complex. Lineage: Eukaryota; Metazoa; Arthropoda; Insecta; Hymenoptera; Megachilidae. Gene Ontology annotation, molecular function: protein binding.
AAGUUUGGUUUUUCUAACAUAUAUAUAUAAAAACUGUUACAUCUAUAGAUUAGUUGAUGUAUGUCAAAUAUUUUUAUUAGUACGAAAUUUAGUGAGUUUCCAGCUACCUAUUUAUAAUAAUGAAAUACAUAAAAAUAGGUUAACAGUUGGAUUGAUAUCACUACAUACAUCUUAUUUUAAAUAGGAAUCAUAUAUUUUUACAAAUGGAUAUUGGUGAAUUGCUCUCGUAUAAACCACCAAACACACCAAAAAGGCCAAUUGCAGGAGAAGAUGAUGAUGAAGAUGAAUGGGAAAAUGCUAAAAAACCAAAAAGGGUAAUUAAAACUCCUUAUCAUGCACGUCAAAGACAGAUAAGAGAAGUUGAAGUUACACCUGUCAGAAGUAGUGAACCUCCUACACCUAUAAGAGCUGCAUUACCAUCUCCAGCAAAUGAUGUGGUUGAACCACAGUUGACAGAAAAAGAGAAACAAGAUAUUUUGAAAUAUGUAGAGACAGAAGCACCUGAGGUAGAGGCAUUGGAUGAAGCAACGCUUAAAAGAAUGAUCUUAUUAUUUGAGAAAAGAGCACUUAGAAAUCAAGAAAUGAGAGUAAAGUUCCCUGACCAACCAGAAAAGUUUAUGGAAUCAGAGGUAGAAUUACAUGAAACUCUUCAAGAGCUUCAUGUAGUAGCUACUAAUCCAGAUCUUUAUCCACUGAUGGUGGAGUUGGGUGCUGUCCCUUCUUUGCUUGAAUUAUUAUCACAUGAGAAUACAGAUAUAGCAGUUGGUGUUGUAGAUCUUUUGCAAGAAUUAACAGAUGUAGAUAUUUUACAUGAAAGUCAAGAAGGUGCAGAUACUCUCAUUGAUGCUUUACUAGAGCAACAAGUUUGUGCUCUUCUUGUACAAAAUCUAGAAAGGUUGGAUGAAUCAGUUAAAGAAGAAAGUGAUGGUGUUUAUAAUACAUUAGCUAUCUUUGAGAAUCUUUUGGAAUUUAGGCCUGAUUUAUGUACGGAUGCAGGAAAGCAAGGGUUAAUGCAAUGGUUGUUAAGAAGAAUUAAGACAAAAACACCAUUUGAUGCUAAUAAACUUUAUGCUAGUGAACUUUUAUCUAUUCUUUUGCAAAGUACACCGGAGAACAGAUUACUUCUUGGUGAACUCGAUGGAAUUGAUGUACUAUUGCAACAAUUAGCAUAUUAUAAACGACAUGAUCCUCAAACUGCUGAGGAACAAGAAAUGAUGGAAAAUUUAUUUAAUGUGUUAUGUUCAAGCCUAAUGACAACUGUAAAUAGAGAUAGGUUCUUAAGAGGAGAAGGAUUGCAACUUAUGAAUUUAAUGUUGCGGGAAAAAAAGAUGUCAAGAAAUGGUUCUCUAAAGGUAUUAGAUCAUGCAAUGAAUGGUCCAGAUGGGAAAGAUAAUUGCAGUAAAUUCGUUGACAUUCUUGGACUAAGAACUAUAUUUCCAUUAUUCAUGAAAACACCAACAAAGAACAGAAAAAGAAUGCUUACUGCAGAAGAGCAUGAAGAACAUGUAGUAUCAAUCAUAGCAAGCAUGUUAAGGAAUUGUAAAGGGCAACAACGUCAAAGAUUAUUAAGUAAAUUUACAGAGAAUGAUUAUGAGAAAGUUGAUAGAUUGAUGGAACUUCAUUUCAAAUAUCUUGAGAAAGUAGAAGAAGUUGAAAAAAAUACAAAGGAAGACGAAGAUGAAGAAGAAUCGUACCUGAGAAGGUUAGAUGGAGGAUUGUUUAUUUUACAGUUAGUAGACUAUGUACUAUUAGAAGCAUGUACUGGUUGCCCUCCAGCAGUGAAACAACGAGUAACACGAAUUUUAGCUCAAAGAAGGGCAUCUCUUAAAACUAUUAGGCACAUCAUGAGAGAAUAUGCUGGAAAUCUUGGCGAUGCUGGCGAUUCAGAAUGGAGAGAAACAGAGCAACAACAUAUAUUGCAAUUGAUUGAUAAAUUUUGAUGUAGACUUUUUAAUGAAAAAUUUGAAAAUUUCAAUUUUUUCGCAAUUUUUAAAUUUUUACCAAAAGUAAUAGCGCCGUUUCACAUUAAUUGCUAAUAAGUAUGUAACAUACAGGACAUCGAAUUCUUUUUUAUACGUAGGAAUUACAAAAAACUGUUUAUAAAAAAAUUAAGUGUGUUCCUUAUAUCUUAACUAUUUGAAGUAUGCAUUUUACCAAACUAUACAUUGAUCAGUUGUUUUAUUUGUGGUGUAAUUCUAUGUUAAUUAGUUCAUAUUAGUUUAUUUGAUUAAUAAUGCUAUGGUGUUCAGUAGCAUUGAACUUGACUGAAAAUUUA